Aureococcus anophagefferens is the source of this 870-nucleotide messenger RNA. RefSeq lists its product as hypothetical. Lineage: Eukaryota; Pelagophyceae; Pelagomonadales; Pelagomonadaceae. The annotation marks the transcript as partial. Gene Ontology annotation, biological process: phagocytosis. Gene Ontology annotation, molecular function: P-TEFb complex binding; histone H4R3 demethylase activity. The record is from RefSeq and is a predicted model, not a curated record. Gene Ontology annotation, cellular component: cytoplasm; nucleus. The transcript has a single exon.
GAGCGCGUUUGCCGUUUGGACUACGGCGUGCUCUGUGCGGCGGCGUUUGCGCGGAACUACGAGCUGACGAGCACACCGGUGAUCGUGCGGGACGUGCCCGCGCGCGAGGGUUGGAGCGCGGCGGGGUGGAGCUACGACGGGUUCUUCGGCGACUCCGCUUUCCGCGGGCUCCGCAUGAAGUGCGGUGAGGACGAUGAUGGGCGAACGAUCCGUGUCACGCUCAAGGACUUCGCGACGUACGCGGCGCAGGACUGCAUGGGUGACGACAGCCCGCUCUACGUCUUCGAUGGUGGCUUCGGCGACCGCGCGGGCCGCGAGGCCGUCGUCGGCGCGUUCCGCGCGCCGACGUUCUGCGGGCGGGACGACCUCUUCGAACUCGUCGGCGAGCGGCGGCGGCCGCCGCACCGCUGGCUCCUGGUCGGGCCCCGGCGGAGCGGCACGUGCGCGCACGUCGAUCCCCUUGGGACGUCAGCGUGGAAUACGCUGCUCACUGGGCGGAAGCGCUGGGUCCUCUUCGAACCGGGCACCUCGCGGCACGUCGCCAAAGGAAGCCGGCUCUACGACCCGCGCGUCGAGGACGACGAGGCCAUCAACUACUUCGUCGACAUCCUGCCGAGGAUCCGCGCCGCGUACCCGGAGGCACGCCGCAUCGAGUGCAUCCAGGAGCCUGGAGAGACCAUUUUUGUGCCCGGCGGCUGGUGGCACGCCGUGAUCAAUCUGGAGGACACCAUCGGCGUCACGCAGAAUUUCGCGAGCCGGGGCAACUUCGACGACGUCUGGGACAGGGCCCGCGUCGGGCGCAGGUCCAUGGCCCGCACGUGGCUCGCGGCGCUCGAGGCCCACGGCGACCCUGAGAUCCGUCGGCUCGCU